Molecule: messenger RNA, 303 nt
Organism: Radiomyces spectabilis
Lineage: Eukaryota; Fungi; Mucoromycota; Mucoromycetes; Mucorales; Radiomycetaceae
Exons: 1
Source: RefSeq, a predicted model, not a curated record
UAUCUAGCUUUAGGUAACCACGUCACUUUUUACAUGAUGGAUCAUGUGUCCAAGUUUACGUAUAUCAUGUUUGAAGUGGCGCACGUGCAGAUCUCCAUGUCAAUUAAAGAACUGCCAUUUUAUUUGACGCAAGUUCAGAAACUUCAAGACGUCAUUUGCAGUUGGAAGGCGUCCUGCACCACCGCACAGUACCGUUUCGACCCUGGAGAUUUUCCUCGGACAAACGACAACGAGCUGUCGACCGUAGUUGCUCCCAGAAGCAGUAACAGCUGCGCUGUGGCAACAGGUCAUUAUUUUGGCUAG